This is a messenger RNA of Pleurotus ostreatus (oyster mushroom), 1548 nucleotides long. RefSeq names its product Squalene epoxidase. Gene Ontology annotation, biological process: ergosterol biosynthetic process. The coding region runs from base 1 to 1548 and encodes 515 amino acids. The transcript is spliced from 5 exons. The record is from RefSeq and is a predicted model, not a curated record. NCBI's taxonomy places the organism in Eukaryota, Fungi, Basidiomycota, Agaricomycetes, Agaricales, Pleurotaceae. Gene Ontology annotation, molecular function: squalene monooxygenase activity; flavin adenine dinucleotide binding. Gene Ontology annotation, cellular component: endoplasmic reticulum; membrane.
AUGCCUCAAACUCAAUACGACGUCGUGAUUGUCGGUGCAGGAAUAGCGGGCUCGGCGUUGGCCCAUGCAUUGUCGACCAUUCCCCGUCAGAAACCUCUCCGGAUAGCCCUCCUCGAACGCUCACUCGCCGAGCCCGACCGUAUAGUUGGCGAAUUAUUGCAACCUGGGGGCGUGCUUGCUUUGAAAUCGCUGGGAUUAGAAUCGUGCCUGCAGGGAAUCGACGCGAUACCGGUUCAUGGCUACUGCGUUUUCGAGAACGGCAAGUCCGUGCGGAUACCUUACCCAGACGGCCAUGAGGGAAGGAGUUUUCACCAUGGAGGCUUCGUCAUGACAUUACGCGCAGCGGCAAAACGGGCAUCAGGCGUCGAUGUACUUGAGGCUACCGUGACCGAGCUCGUGGAGGAUGGGAACAAGGUUGUGGGAGUGCGAGCAAGGGUGAAGGGCGACGAAGACAUAUCCGAGAUAUUGGGGGACCUGGUAAUUAUUGCAGACGGCGGUUCAUCAAAUUUCCGGAAUCAAGUCAUGGGCCCCACUGGUGCGAAGCCGGUGACGAAGAGUCAAUUCGUCGGUCUCAUUCUAAAGGACGCGACAUUACCUCUCCCCCAGCACGGUACCGUGGCCUUGCUUAAGAAAGGGUUUGGCCCCGCACUCCUAUACCAAAUUUCUGAACACGAUACCCGCAUGCUCGUUGAUGUCAAGAUGCCCCUUCCCUCCGACCUCAAGGCGCACUUGCUCACGAAUAUACUACCUGAACUACCGAGUGCACUUCAUAUACCCGUUCAGAACGCACUGAAUAACGAUCGUCUACGACGCAUGCCAAAUUCAUUCCUGCCGCCAAUAAAGCAAGGCCAGCCGUCCAGCAAAGCGGGGGUCGUUUUGAUAGGCGACGCGUGGAACAUGCGACAUCCUUUGACCGGAGGAGGAAUGACUGUUGCGCUUCACGAUGUCGUCCUGCUUCGUGACAUGCUCGCGCAGACAAAGAAUUUGGGUGAUUGGAAUGAAGUUCGUCCUAAGCUCAGCACGUGGCAUUGGCAGCGGAAAUCUCUGGCGUCGACGGUCAAUAUUCUCAGCUUUGCCCUCUACGACUUAUUCAGUGCUGAUGAUCCGCGUCUCGCAGUGCUCCAAGUCGGCUGUUUCAAAUACUUCGAACUCGGCGGUGAAUGUGUCAAUGGCCCGGUGUCACUUUUAGCUGGUAUCGCCGAAUCACCGCUCCUCCUCGCGCGUCACUUCUUCUCAGUCGCUCUCUACGCAAUAUGGGUGCAAUUCACGCACCCUCGACCGGUCAAACGCGCUGACGGGAAGACGGUCUACGCUACCGCAACCAUCGACGAGUAUCCUCAUCUACUCUGGAAGAGCGUUUGCGUGUUCUGGACCGCGUGCGUCGUCUUCGGCCCGCUGCUGUGGUCGGAAAUCCGUUGGUGGGCUCCUUCGAGCAUGAGAACUGACUCACCACCCUCGCCAUCGUUUUUGAAUUCGAGUAGUCUGCUUGUGCUUUUAUCGGUCGCUGGUAUGGCGUAUUCGUGGCAGGCCGGUCAUCUUCUAUCAUAA